Messenger RNA from Coregonus sp. 'balchen', 34962 nucleotides. NCBI's taxonomy places the organism in Eukaryota, Metazoa, Chordata, Actinopteri, Salmoniformes, Salmonidae. The record is from the annotation of a GenBank genome assembly.
AUGUUUGAAAGGCUGCCAGAACUGACAAAUGUCCCUCUCUUCUUCAGGUCCAUGGAGCAGGUAGCAUGAGGCUGCACUGCAGAACCCUGCCACUCCUCCCCCUUCUCAAGCCCCUAGCAAGCCAUAGGCCACUCUGCUGCCUCCCAGCCAAUGGCAGGCUGACCGCAGCCCACAGACUCCUCCCCUUUAUCCUCCUCCCGGCACCUGACCACCGGUGUCCCCGCCUCCCAGCCCCUGGUUGGCCAAGGCACGACAGUCAAAGUUCUGGGCCACUCCUACCCUUGUGACGACUUCACCAAUGUGACCAGCAAGAUCCUGGCCAAGGUGGGCCACAACCUGCAUAACUAAGCCCAUCAUCCUCUCUGGCUCAUCAAAGAGCUCAUCAAAGCCCACUUCUACCGCGCCUACAUCAUGCGCUCGGGCAACCCUCUGUUCUCGGUCCAAGACAACCUUAGUCCGGUGGUGACGACGAAGCAGAACUUCGACAGCCUGCUCAUCUGGGCCGACCACCCCAGCCGGAAGCAAGGCGACAACUACUACCUCAACCGGGGCACCAUGCUGCGCGCUCACACCUCAGCCCACCAGAGGGAGCUGGUGCGCUCGGAGCUUGACGCCUUCCUGCUGGCGGGCGACGUGUACCGAAGGGAAGAGAUUGACACCAGCCACUACCACGUGUUCCAUCAGAUGGAGGGCGUGCGCCUCUUCUCCAACCACGAGGUCAGUAGAGGGCUUUUCACACUAAUGAGCCGAACCAAGCCAAGGCAAACCAAGCUGUACUGAGUAGACCUGGUUGCGCAUCCACCAUAGUUUCUGGAACCCUGCUGUAAAGGACAAUGUGAAGAAGAAGAAAAAUCAUAGCAAGGACAGCUUGGUUCAGGUUGACAUGGUAUUGUGAAAAGGGUAUAGGGGUUAUAGUAAAAGAGAACUAGGGAACUUCAGUAUCAUGUCCCCAUAAAGCUUUUGAAAUCAAAACAAAUGCUUGUGGAGUUAAGGUACUGGAACAUUUAAACUAAACAUAACACUGCCAUGAGUAGCUCCAGUUUUAUUGAUUAGCUUCUCCUCCAAACCACAAAGUCAAGGCCUUCUGUGUAGGGUCACACCGCCAAAGACUAGGACGCACAAUGAAGGAUGAAUACAGUAGCCCACUGUUACACAACGUGAAGAGCUACAGUUUUAUUGAUUAAAUAUACUUUGCCGAGUGCUGUAAAGACAUUAAGAAGUAAACUUAAAUACACAUACAAUCACUCAUUCUACAUGAAGUCCAAUCAUCAGCCAUAUUAGCAGCAUUAGCCGCAGUGUUGUUUUGAGGAGUUAUCUCUGAAAUAUAUGUGUGUGCAUGUUUUUUUACCCCCCAGAUGUUUGCCAAGGUGUCGAGCGGAGAGGACCUGUCUCUCUUUGAGAGCGGGGGCGCCGGACCCCUCAGAAGCAGGAGACACACUCUGGAGGCGGUCAAGCUGGUUGAGUUUGACCUGAAACAGACCCUUGACUGUAUGGUCAGACACCUGUUUGGAGAAGGUAAACAACGUUCCAAGUUCAAGUUUAUGGAUACCCACAUAUCCACAAUAGUGAUACCCGAUGGUAGUCAACACAAUUCUCCAUGUAGCGUUCACUUACCAUUUAGCGUUCACCUAGAAUAAUGGCGCCGGAGGAGAUAGCUGCUGUUUCACGGGCGCCUAACCAAUUGUGCUGUUGUGUGUGUUUUUUCACGUUAUUUGUACAUAAUGUUUCUGCCACUGUCUCUUAUGACCGAAAAAAGCUUCUGGAUAUCAGGACAGCGAUUACUCACCUCGUACUUGACGAAUAUUUUUUCUUUAACGAGUUGGACGCGAAGGAUUUACUUCAGACACUCGACAAGGCCCAAAUCCCCGUCAUUCGCAGGAGAAAGAGACGGAGAUAUCGGGGACGUAGGUUGGGGUGCCUUGUAAGGAUCUGACGGUGAGUGGGUAAUCUGCCUCUACCAUCAGUCCUAUUUGCCAACGUACAAUCAUUGGAUAACAAAAUAGACGAGCUACGAUCACGAAUAUCCUGCCAAUGGGACAUAAAAAACUGUAAUAUCUUAUGUUUCACUGAGUCGUGGCUGAACGACGACAUGGAUAACAUAAAGUGGCUUGCGAAAGUAUUCACCCCCCUUGGCAUUUUUCCUAUUUUGUUGCCUUACAACCUGGAAUUAAAAUUGAUUUUUGGGGGGUUUGUAUCAUUUGAUUUACACAACAUGCCUACCACUUUGAAGAUGAAAAAUAGUUUUUGGGGGUGAAACAAAUAAGAAAUAAGACAAAAAAACUGAAGACUUGAGCGUGCAUAACUAUUCACCUCACCAAAGUCAAUACUUUGUAGAGCCACCUUUUGCAACAAUUACAGCUGCAAGUCUCUUGGGGUAUGUCUCUAUAAACUUGGCAUAUCUAGCCACUGCGAUUUGUGCCCAUUCUUCAAGGCAAAACUGCUCCAGCUCCUUCAAGUUGGAUGGGUUCCGCUGGUGUACAGCAAUCUUUAAGUAAUACCACAGAUUCUCAAUUGGAUUGAGGUCUGGGCUUUGACUAGGCCAUUCCAAGACAUUUAAAUGUUUCCCCUUAAACCACUCGAGUGUUGUUUUAGCAGUAUGCUUAGGGUCAUUGUCCUGCUGGAAGAUGAACCUCCAUCCCAGUCUCAAAUAUCUGGAAGACUGAAACAGGUUUCCCUCAAGAAUUUCCCUGUAUUUAGCGCCAUCCAUCAUUCCUUCAAUUCUGACCAGUUUCCCAGUCCCUGCCAAUGAAAAACAUCCCCACAGCAUGAUGCUGCCACCACCAUGCUUCACUGUGGGGAUGGUGUUUUCAGGGUGAUGAGAGGAGUUGGGUUUGCACCAGACAUAGCGUUUUCCUUGAUGGCCAAAAAGCUCAAUUUUAGUCUCAUCUGACCAGAGUACCUUCUUCCAUAUGUUUGGGGAGUCUCCCACAUGCCUUUUGGCGAACACCAAACGUGUUUGCUUAUUUUUUUAUUUAAGCAAUGGCUUUUUUCUGGCCACUCUUCCGUAAAGCCCAGCUCUGUGGCGUGUACGGCUUAAAGUGGUUCUAUGGACAGAUACUCCAAUCUCCGCUGUGGAGCUUUGCAGCUCCUUCAGGGUUAUCUUUGGUCUCUUUGUUGCCUCUCUGAUUAAUGCCCUCCUUGCCUGGUCCGAGAGUUUUGAUGGGCGGCCCUCUCUUGGCAGGUUUGUUGUGGUGCCAUAUUCUUUCCAUUUGUUAAUAAAGUAUUUAAUGGUGCGCCGUGGGAUGUUCAAAGUUUCUGAUAUUUUUUUAUAACCCAACCCUGAUCUGUACUUUAUAACCCAACCCUGACUCUGGGGCCUUUCAGAACAGGUAUAUAUAUAUAUAUACUGAGAUCAUGUGACAGAUCAUGUGACACUGUGUUUUGUUUUUUUAGGGGGUAGAUCAGCCUUAAUAUUACAGAUAGAUUGUAACUUCCAUCAAUGUAAUUGUCUGCAUCACUUCCAAUCCCACAAAUGUUUUUUUUCUCGCAAAUAUAUAUAUGUAUACAUACAUACAUACAUACAUACAUACAUACAUACAUACAUACAUACAUACAUACAUACAUACAUACAUACAUACAUACAUACAUACACAUACACAUACAUACAGUGGGGGAAAAAAAGUAUUUAGUCAGCCACCAAUUGUGCAAGUUCUCCCACUUAAAAAGAUGAGAGAGGCCUGUAAUUUUCAUCAUAGGUACACGUCAACUAUGACAGACAAAUUGAGAUAAAAAAAUCCAGAAAAUCACAUUGUAGGAUUUUUAAUGAAUUUAUUUGCAAAUUAUGGUGGAAAAUAAGUAUUUGGUCACCUACAAACAAGCAAGAUUUCUGGCUCUCACAGACCUGUAACUUCUUCUUUAAGCGGCUCCUCUGUCCUCCACUCGUUACCUGUAUUAAUGGCACCUGUUUGAACUUGUUAUCAGUAUAAAAGACACCUGUCCACAACCUCAAACAGUCACACUCCAAACUCCACUAUGGCCAAGACCAAAGAGCUGUCAAAGGACACCAGAAACAAAAUUGUAGACCUGCACCAGGCUGGGAAGACUGAAUCUGCAAUAGGUAAGCAGCUUGGUUUGAAGAAAUCAACUGUGGGAGCAAUUAUUAGGAAAUGGAAGACAUACAAGACCACUGAUAAUCUCCCUCGAUCUGGGGCUCCACGCAAGAUCUCACCCCGUGGGGUCAAAAUGAUCACAAGAACGGUGAGCAAAAAUCCCAGAACCACACGGGGGGACCUAGUGAAUGACCUGCAGAGAGCUGGGACCAAAGUAACAAAGCCUACCAUCAGUAACACACUACGCCGCCAGGGACUCAAAUCCUGCAGUGCCAGACGUGUCCCCCUGCUUAAGCCAUUACAUGUCCAGGCCCGUCUGAAGUUUGCUAGAGUGCAUUUGGAUGAUCCAGAAGAGGAUUGGGAGAAUGUCAUAUGGUCAGAUGAAACCAAAAUAUAACUUUUUGGUAAAAACUCAACUCGUCGUGUUUGGAGUACAAAGAAUGCUGAGUUGCAUCCAAAGAACACCAUACCUACUGUGAAGCAUGGGGGUGGAAACAUCAUGCUUUGGGGCUGUUUUUCUGCAAAGGGACCAGGACGACUGAUCCGUGUAAAGGAAAGAAUGAAUGGGGCCAUGUAUCGUGAGAUUUUGAGUGAAAACCUCCUUCCAUCAGCAAGGGCAUUGAAGAUGAAACGUGGCUGGGUCUUUCAGCAUGACAAUGAUCCCAAACACACCGCCCGGGCAACGAAGGAGUGGCUUCGUAAGAAGCAUUUCAAGGUCCUGGAGUGGCCUAGCCAGUCUCCAGAUCUCAACCCCAUAGAAAAUCUUUGGAGGGAGUUGAAAGUCCAUGUUGCCCAGCGACAGCCCCAAAACAUCACUGCUCUAGAGGAGAUCUGCAUGGAGGAAUGGGCCAAAAUACCAGCAACAGUGUGUGAAAACCUUGUGAAGACUUACAGAAAACGUUUGACCUGUGUCAUUGCCAAUAAAGGGUAUAUAACAAAGUAUUGAGAAACUUUUGUUAUUGACCAAAUACUUAUUUUCCACCAUAAUUUGCAAAUAAAUUCAUUAAAAAUCCUACAAUGUGAUUUUCUGGAUUUUUUUUUCUCAUUUUGUCUGUCAUAGUUGACGUGUACCUAUGAUGAAAAUUACAGGCCUCUCUCAUCUUUUUAAGUUGGAGAACUUGCACAAUUGGUGGCUGACUAAAUACUUUUUUCCCCCACUGUACAUAUAAAUACAUAUACAAACAUAUAUGUACAUAUCCUUAAAAAUAUAUAUAUUUCCCUUUAUUACUUUCCAACCCCACCACCCCUUCCCUAAUUGGAGUAAACUAGUAACCAACAAUGCUUAGGCCUCUACUUCCAGCUUAUACAUACUAUAUACAUUUUAUGGACACAGUCAAUUUUACAAUAAUUCUGUUUUGUUUGUUUUACUCCUGAACUUCCUCUACCCUCAACCUCUCCGAUCAUUUUCAUGAUGUCCAUCCGGUUUGCUUCUAUAUGCCAUAUCUCUCCAACUGUGCUCUUUCACAAAAGCUCUCAACCUAUAACCAAUAUACCUAUUAUGGACACAGUAUGCUUUACAUUAGUUAUCUUGUUGUUAUUAGUUGUUGUUAGUUGUUAUUAGACCCAUCCUUCAACUCCGUUCAACACCACCCAUCUAUCUCUUAACACCAUCCAAAUUGGAUUUCUAUUUGCCAUAUAUUUUUCAACUGUACUGUGAUGUUUUAUAAAAGUUCUGAACCCUUCUAUUCUCAUUGUUUCUACAGAUUGUAAAUCAAAAAUAAACAUUUUUGCUAAAAGUAUUAUUAUAUUAUUGAUCGAUUGACUAUGACUUUUCAGAUCACCCAGUAAUGUAUCUGCAGGGUUAGCUCCAGGUAAAUAUUGCAAUCCUUCAGCCAUUCCUGGACCUGUGUCCAAAAACAAGCUACAAAUGGACAGUACCAAAACAAAUGAUCUAAUGAUUCUGUCUCUUCGCAGCAAAAUCUGCAGAGCUGGGAAGAUUGUAUCCCCCAUAUAAAUAACAUUCUAUUGGUAGCAAGAAUUUUAUAUAAUAAUUUAAAUUGAAAAAUUCUAAGUUUUGAAUCCGGCGUCGUUUUGCAUAUCAGUUCAUAAACACUAUGCCAUGGAAUCGGUACGUCAAAAAUCUCUUCCCAACUAUUUUGCAAUCUAUAUGGGACGGCUGUCAAUCCUUUGGUCCUGAAAUGAAACUGCUAUACUUUGUUAUUUAUCACAAUUUUCUUUAACCAAUUAUGUUCUUUAAUGCAUCAUGUGACACUUAGAUUGCACACAGGUGGACUUUAUUUAACUAAUUAUGUGACUUCUGAAGGUAAUUGGUUAAGUAAUUUUUUUCAUUUCACUUCACCAAUUUGGACUAUUUUGUGAAUGCCCAUUAUUUGAAAUCCAAAUAAAAAUCCAUUUAAAUUGCAGGUUGUAAUGCAACAAAAUAGGAAAAACGCCAAGGGGGAUGUAUACUUUUGUAAGGCACUGUACAGCUAGUAGGGUUUACGCUACAUCGGCAAGAUAGAACAGCCGCCUCCGGUAAGACAAGGGGUGGCGGUCUGUGUAUAUUUGUAAACAACAGCUUGUGCACAAAAUCUAAUAUUAAGGAAGUCUCAAGGUUUUGCUCGCCUGAGGUAGAGUAUCUCAUGAUAAGCUGUAGACCGCACUAUUUACCAAGAGAGUUUUCACCACAAACUGAUGCUGGCACUAAGACCGCACUCAAUGAGCUGUAUAAGGCCAUAAGCAAACAGGAAAACACUCAUCCAGAGGCGGCGCUCCUAGUGGCCGGGGAAUUUAAUGCAGGGAAACUUACAUCCAUUUUACCUAAUUUCUACCAGCAUGUUAAAUGUGCAACCAGAGGAAAAUAAAACUCUAGACCACCUUUACUCCACACACAGAGACACGUACAAAGCUUUCCCUCGCCCUCCAUUUGGCAAAUCUGACCAUAAUUCUAUCCUCCUGAUUCCUGCUUACAAGCAAAAACUAAAGCAGGAAGCACCAGUGACUCGGUCGAUAAUGAUGUGGUCAGAUGACGCAGAUGCUAAGCUACAGGAUUGUUUUGUUAGCACAGACUGGAAUAUGUUCCGGGAUUCUUCCGAUGGCAUUGAGGAGUACACCACAUCAGUCACUAGCUUCAUCAAAAGUGUAUCGAUGAUAUCGUCCCCACAGUUACUGUACGUACAUACCCCAACCAGAAGCCAUGGAUUACAGGCAACAUCCGCACUGAGCUAAAGGGUAGAGCUGCUGCUUUCAAGGAGCGGGACUCUAACCCGGAUGUUUAUAAGAAAUCCCGCUAUGCCCUCAGACAAACCAUCAAACAAGCAAAGCAUCAAUACAGGACUAAGAUUCAAUCGUACUACACCGGCUCCGACGAUCGUCGGAUGUGGCAGGGCUUGCAAACUAUUACAGACUACAAAGGGAAGCACAGCUGCGAGCUGCCCAGUGACACGAGCCUACCAGACGAGCUAAAUUACUUCUAUUCAUUGAAGCAUGCAUUAGAGCAUCAGCUGUUCCGGAUGACUGUGUGAUCACGCUCUCCGUAGCCAAUGUGAGUAAGACCUUUAAACAGGCCGCAGGGCCCAGACGGAUUACCAGGACGUGUACUCUGAGCAUGCACUGACCAAUUUGCAAGUGUCUUCACUGCCAGUUUCAACCUGUUCUGAGUCUGUAAUACCAACAUGUUUCAAGCAGAUCACCACUCCCUGGGCCCAAGAACACUAAGGUAACCUGCCUAAAUGACUGCAGACCCGUAGCACUCACGUCUGUAGCCAUAAAGUGCUUUGAAAGGCUGGUCAUGGCUCACAUCAACACCAUUAUCCCAGAAACUCUAGACCCACUCCAAUUUGCAUACCGCCCCAACAGAUCCACAGAUGAUGCGAUCUCUAUUGCACUCCACACUGCCCUUUCCCACCUGGGCAAAAAGAACACCUACGUGAGAAUGCUAUUCAUUGACUACAGCUCAGCGUUCAACACCAUAGUGCCCUCAAAGCUCAUCACUAAGCUAAGGACCAUGGGACUAAACACCUCCCUCUGCAACUGGAUCCUGGACUUCCUGACGGGUCCGCCCCAAGGUGAUUAGGGUAGGGAACAACACAUCUGCCACGCUGAUCCUCAACACAGGGGCCCUCAGGGGUGCGUGCUCAGUCCCCUCCUGUACUCCCUGUUCACCCAUGACUGCAUGGCCAGGCACGACUCCAACACCAUCAUUAAGUUUGCCGACGACACAACAGUGGUAGGCCUGAUCACCGACAACGAUGAGACAGCGUAUAGGGAGGAGGUCAGAGACCUGGCCGUGUGGUGCCAGGAUAACAACCUCUCCCUCAACGUGAUCAAAUACAAAGGAGAUGAUUGUGGACUACAGGAAACGGAGGACCUAGCACGCCCAUUCUCAUCAACAGGGCUGUAGUGGAGCAGAUUGAGAGCUUCAAGUUCCUUGUUGUCCACUUCACCAACAAACUAUCAUGGUCCAAACACACCAAGACAGUCGUGAAGAGGGCACGACAAAGCCUAUUCCCCCUCAGGAGACUGAAAAGAUUUGGCAUGGGUCCUCAGAUCCUCAAAAAGUUCUACAGCUGCACCAUCAAAAGUAUCCUGACUGGUUGCAUCACUAUCUGGUAUGGCAACUGCUCGGCCUCCGACCGCAAGGCACAACAGGGGGUAGUGCGUACGGCCCAAUACAUCACUGGGGCCAAGCUUCCUGCCAUCCAGGACCUCUAUACCAGGUGGUUUCAGAGGAAGGCCCUUAAAUUGUCAAAGACUCUAGCCACCCUAGUCAUAGACUGUUCUCUCUGCUACCGCACGGCAAGCGGUACCGGAGAACCAAGUCUAGCUCCAAAAGGCUCCUUAACAGCUUCUACCCCCAAGCCAUUAGACUUCUAAACAGUUAAUCAAAUGGCUACCCGGACUAUUUGCAUUGUCCCCCCACCCACCCCCUCUUUUAAACCUGCUGCCACUCUCUGUUUACCUUGUACCCCCUGUAUAUAGCCUCGCUACUGUUAUUUUACUGCUGCUCUUUGUUUUUUAUUUUUAUAUUUUAUUUUUACUUAUCUAUUUUUUACUUAACACUUAUUUUUCUUAAAACUGCAUUGAUGGUUAAGGGCUUGUAAGUAAGCAUUUCACUGUAAGGUCUACACCUGUUUUAUUCGGCGCAUGUGACAAAUAAAAUGUGAUUUGACUUUGUUUCAAUACUUCUUCCCUUCCUUGAAAUGUUCUUGCAUGACUGCAUUGGUGAAAGCUAGCUGAGGAACCCUUGCUGAUUAUGCUAUGAUCUUAGAGCAGUGAUUACUUCAAGGAAGGAAGGAAGGAAGGAAGGAAGGAUCCAUUUUUAAAUUUGUUUUAACAGGCCCAUAGUCCUUUUACGCCAUUGGUCUCUUGAAGGAAAGGAUAUGGGGAAAUUUAACUUUUUGAUAAUUUUUGGAUCAGUCCCUCGCCCUUUGUCUCAACCCGUCCUUUCCUCUCCUCCAUCUCCCUUCAUCCUCCUCUUAUCUAUUUCUGUGCCAGAGCUGGAAAUCCACUGGGUGGAGUGUUACUUCCCCUUCACAUAUCCCUCCUUUGAGAUGGAGGUGCGUUUCCAGGAUGACUGGCUGGAGGUGUUGGGCUGUGGGGUGAUGGAGCAGGAGCUGGUGCACUCUACUAAGCAUGGCUGUUGACACACAUGCAGAUAUACACAAACACAUAAAAUCACAUUUUAUUGGUCACAUACACAUAUUUAGCAGAUGCUAUUGCGGGUGUAGCGAAAUGCUUGUGUUCCUAGCUCCAACAGUGCAGUAGUAUCUAACAAUUCACAACAAUACACACAAAUCUAAAAGUAAAAGAAUGGAAUUAACAAAUAUAUAAAUAUUAGGACAAGCAAUGGCGGAGUGGCAUUGACUAAAAUACAGUAGAAUAGAAUACAGUAUAUACAGUGAAUAGAAUACAGUAUAUACAUAUGAAAUGAGUAAAGCCCUAUGUAAACAUUAUUAAAGUGACUAGUGUUCCAUUAUUAAAAUGACCAGUGAUUCCAUGUCGAUGUACAUAGGGCAGCAGCCUCUUAAGGUGCAGGGUUGAGUAACCGGGUGGUAGCCGGCUAGUGAUGGCUAUUUAACAGUCUGAUGGCAUUGAGAUAGAAGCUGUUUCGGUCUCUCGGUCCCAGCUUUGAUGCACCUGUACUGACCUCACCUUCUGGAUGGUAGCGGGGUGAACAGGCCAUGGCUCGGGUGGCUAAUGUCAUUGAUUAUCUUUUUAGGCUUCCUGUGACAUCGGGUGCUGUAGGUGUCCUGGAGGGCAGGCAGUGUGCCCCCGGUGAUGCGUUGGGCUGACCGCACCACCCUCUGGAGAGCCCUGCGGUUGCGGGCGGUGCAGUUGCUGUACACCUGCACACACACAACAUGUACAUGGGGCGGCAGGUAGCCUAGCGGUUAGAGCGUUGGACCAGUAACUGAAAGGUUGCUAGUUCGAAUCCCCAGCCAACCAGCCGACUAUGUAAAAAAUCUGUCGAUCUGCCCUUGAGCAAGGCACUUGACCCAGGGUCGUCGUCAAUAAUGGCUGAUCCCUGGCCGUGACCUCACUCUCCAAGGGUGUCUCAGGGGGUGUGGGAUAUGCAAAAAACACAUUUCCAUUACACACCACACACUUGUACAUGUGUGAAAUAGGACAAAUAUAAGCACCCCAUAUGCACAGACACACACUCAUUCACACUUGCAAACACACGUGCUUGUACUGUAUACGUAAGUAAGCAUUUCACUGUAAUGUCUGCACCUGUUGAAUUCGGCGCAUGUGGCCAAUAAAAUUUGAUUUGAUUUGAUAUACACAAACAUAAACUCGUACUGUAGGUCUUGCAUACUCUUCCUCACGCACGUACGAAUGCACACUUUCACUCACACAUGCUUUAAAAAAACACCCUCACUUGCACGCAAACACUCACGCAUGCGCACAGACACACACUCAUUCACGCUUGCACAUACUGUAUACACGAACAUAAACUUGUACUGUGGGUCUUGCAUACUCUUUCUCUCGCAGGUACGCAUGCACACACUCUCACACACAUGCUUUAAAAAAUACCAUUGCAUGCACACACACACAGGCAAACACAAACAAACAAACAAAACAACAGACUACUCUUUACAGAAUUGGAUCUGCGGUACUUAAGAGAUAGCUCUCGCUGUUUUGCCCUUGAACAAAGCUGUGUGCUGACGUGCCUCAAUAAACAUCCCACUUGUAUAGAAAUCAAUAAUACAUGAAAUAGAUGCCAAAACAACAUGUGUUUGCUCUCUCCCAACACAACGAAGGACCUUUGCUGUUGUGGCUAAGGUCAUUGGGGUAUACCUUUCUCCUCCGUCUUCGACCCUGCUGCAGGACAGUUACACUUUCUGCCUCCACCAGCAGAUGGCAGUGUUGUGCAACUGAGGGGUGCAGAGACAGAGGUGAGCCUGGGGGUGGUGGGAUUCCUGUUUGGGGAGUGUGCGGACGGAGACACUCUCUGGGGCCCCAGGGGAGGGGGCCUGGUUCAGCGACCCAGACAGAGGCUCGUUCCGGGGGGAGAGGACCUUGAAUGACCCCCUCACACUUCAGCAGUAGCUCGCAGUCAGUGAGCCUUCCAUUCCUAGACUGUUACUAAAGCCAUUAGAGAAGAGGGAAUAUGUUUGGAGAUCUCCUGAUUCCGGCUCUUCACUACAGUGGAAAAGCCCUCUUAACACUCAGCUCCUAGCCUUUCACCUCCAGACAUAUUGAUUAAACAGUUAUGUCCAAUUGGCUCAGGCUCUGCCUGCUCGUGACACUGUUCCACAAGUGCCUAAUCCACAUUGUAGAGCCAAACUGAGCCCAGCCAAGCUGUAUUGGGCUGGCCUGGCCUACACUAUUGUUGCUGGAACCAUGCUGUAAAGGACAAUGUGAAAAGAAAAUAUAUGGGCCAUCACAGUACUUGGAGAUGUUAAGCCCAGACCUGACACAGACCAGAAAUGGCUUUGCUGCCCUGGAUCCAGAGGUUCCGGCGCCUUCGUCCUUAGGGGCUUCCCAUUCAAGAUCGGAUCCGGAUCCUCUGUUCUGUCUCCGGUGGCUUCUGCCUCAGGUUCAGGUCCUCGGAGCUCCCACCCUCGUCAGACCAUGGGGCUGCCUGGGAGGCCAGCCCAUUCAACAUCACCAGCUGUCAUCAUCGGCAGCUCUAUGGUGAGAAACGUCUCGGUUCCCAAUGCAAAACCCUGUGCUACCCAGGAGCACGAGUAUAGGACAUCACAAGGCUGCUUCCGACUGUUCUACGACAUGGACUACGACGCUGUCGUAGUCCGUGUGGGGUCAAACGAUAUCAGGAGGGCUAGCUCAGAACAUCUGGAAAUUGAUUUUAAAGAACUGAUUUUAGCAAUAAAAGACUCCAAAAAACAGCCAAUCAUUUCAGGUCCAGUACCAUCAUUGGGCCGCGGGUGUGGAAGAUUCAGCAGGCUACUGGCGUUACAUGUCUGGCUUAAUGAUUACUGUAGCUCUGCUGGAAUCACUUUUAUAGAUAACUUUGAGACAUUCUGGACACAGAAGAUACUCUACAGGAAGGACGGAGUCCAUCCAAAUCAUCUUGGCUCCUGGACUCUUGUCUACGCAUUUCAAGGCUGCGUUGAAACAAUGACUUAUCAAUGACCCAAGGAGAGCUCAGUUAAUCCCUACCAUUGUGACAAUGAGUCAUCAUAAUGCUGCAGCAAAUGUAUAUUAUCCUAGGGGCGUUGGCAGACACAAUUUAAGUAACUUAAUUUAUAUCCCCCUAAUUGCCCUGUUGAUCCUACAGCUAUUGUAUGCGGUAAUUAUGAGCCUAUGAACCAGAGGUACACUGUUAGUACUGAGGCGGUGUGCCUUAGUAGGAAGACCACUGUGUGCAGCUCACCCUGCGCUAUCAGCUCCAAUAUAAAUAACAUGAACAAAUCUACUUCGGAUAAGCUUCCCAGUAAAGCAUUGGAAACAAUCAAGCAACCCAGAGAAGUUCUAAAAAUAGCCAGUAAAGCAUUGAAAACAAUCAAACAACCCAGAAAAGUGCUAAAAAUAGCCCAUAUUAACAUAUGCAGCCUGAGAAACAAGGUCCAUGAAGUCAAUUACUUGCUUGUAACAGAUGACAUUCAUAUUCUGACUAUCUCUGAAACUCACUUAGAUAAUACCUUUGAUGAUACAGUGGUAGCAAUACAUUGUGUUAUAACAUCUACCGAAAAGACAGAAAUGCCAACAGGGGCGGUGUUGCGGUCUAUAUUCGGAACCACAUUCCUGUAAAGCUUAGAGAUGAUACUGUUGAAGUAAUAUGGCUACAGGUUCUGCCUCACCUAAAGCCCAUUCUUGUGGGAAGCUGCUAUAGACCACCAAGAGCUAACAAUCAGUAUAAUGGAUAAUAUGUGUGAAAUGCUUGAUAUUGUAUGUGAUAUCAAAAGAGAAGCAUAUUUUCUGGGUGAUUUAAAUAUUGACUGGCUUUCAUCAAGCUGUCCACUCAAGAAAAAAACUGCAAACUGUAACCAGUGCCUGCAACCUGGUUCAGGUUGUUAGUCAAUCUACCAGGGUAUUUACAAACAGCACAGGAAUGAAAUCAUCAACAUGUAUUGAUCACAUCUUUACUAAUGCUGCAGAAAUGUGCUUUAAAGCAGUAUCCAAAUCCAUAGGAUGUAGUGAUCACAAUAUAGUAGCCAUAUCUAUAAAUCCCCUUGGAUUGAUGAGGAAUUGAACAAUUGUAUGGUUGAGAGGGAUGAGGCAAAGGGUAUGGCCAAUAAGUCUGGCAGCCCAACUGAUUGGCAAACAUACUGCAAAUUAAGAAAUCAUGUGACUAAACUUAAUAAAACGAAAAAGAAACUAUACUAUGAAACAAAAAUAAAUUAUAUAAACAAUGAUAGUAAAAAGCUUUGGAACACCUUAAAUGACAUUUUGGGGAAAAAGACAAACUCGGCUCCAUCAUUCAUUGAAUCAGAUGGCUCAUUCAUCACAAAACCCACUGAUAUUGCCAACUACUUUAAUGAAUGUUUUAUUGGCAAGAUAAACAAACUUAGGUAUGACAUGCCAGCAAGAAACACUGACACUACACAUCCAAGUAUAUCUGACCAAAUUAUGAAAGACGAAUUGUACUUUUGAAUUCCGUAAAGUCAGUGUGGAAGAGGUGAAAAAAGUAUUGUUGUCUAUCAACAAUGACAAGCCACGGGGUCUGACAAUCUGGAUGGAAAAUUACUGAGGAUAAUAGCGGACGAUAUUGCCACUCCUAUUUGCCACAUCUUCAAUUUAAGCCUACUAGAAAGUGUGUGCCCUCAGGCCUGGAAGGAAGUUAAAGUCAUUCCGCUACCCAAGAAUAGUAAAGCCCCCUUUACUGGCUCAAAUAGCCAACCAAUAAGCCUGUUACCAACCCUUAGUAAACUUCUGGAAAAAAUGGUGUUUGACCAGAUACAAUUCUAUUUCCCAGUAAACAAAUUGACAACAGACUUUCAGCACGCUUAUAGGGAAGGACACUCAACAAGCACAGCACUUACACAAAUGACUGAUGAUUGGCUGAGAGAAAUUUAUGAUAAAAUGAUUGUUUCUUCAGUGCAGCUUUUGACAUUAUCGAUCAUAGUCUGCUGCUGGAAAAACGUAUGUGUUAUGGCUUUACACCCCCUGCUAUAAUGUGGAUAAAGAGUUACUUGUCUAACAGAACACAGAGGGUGUUCUUUAAUGGAAAACUCUCAAACAUAAUCCAGGUAGAAUCAGGAAUUCCCCAGGGUAGCUGUUUAGACCCCUUCGUUUUCCAAUCUUUACUAACGACAUGCCACUGUCUUUGAGUAAAGCCAGUGUGUCUACGUAUGUGGAUGACUCCACACUAUACACGUCAGCUACUACAGCAACUGAAAUGACUGCAACACUUAACAAAGAGCUGCAGUUAGUUUCGGAAUGGGUAGCAAGGAAUAAGUUAGUCCUAAAUAUUUCCAAAACUAAAAGCAUUGUAUUUGGGACAAAUCAUUCACUAAACCCUAAACCUCAACUACAUCUCGUAAUGAAUAAUGUGGAAAUUGAGCAAGUUGAGGUGACUAAACUGCUUGGAGUAACCCUGGAUUGUAAACUGUCAUUGUCAAAACAUAUUGAUACAACAGUAGCUAAGAUGGGGAGUAGUCUGUCAAUAAUAAAGCGCUGCUUUACCUUCUUAACAUCACUAUCAACAAGGCAGGUCCUACAGGGUCUUUGUUUUCUCGCACCUGGACUACUGUUCAGUCGUGCGGUCAGGUGCCAAAAAUAGGGACUUUUGCAAUUAUUAUUUUUUUGCAACAAAUUGCAAUUGGCUCAGAACAGGGCAGCACGGCUGGCCCUUGGAUGUACACAGAGAGCUAACAUUAACAAUAUGCAUGUCAAUCUCUCCUGGCUCAAAGUGGAUGAGAGAUUGACUUUAUCACUACUUGUAUUUGUGAGAGGUAUUGACAUGUUGAAAGCACCGAUCUGUCUGUUUAAACGACUAGCACACAGCUCAGACACCCAUGCGUCUUGAGAUGUUGAUUCAAUAUAUCCACAUAAUCUUCCUUCCUCAUGAUGCCAUCUAUUUUGUGAAGUGCACCAGUCCCUCCUGCAGCAAAGCACCCCCACAGCAUGAUGCUGCCACCCCCAUGUAUCACGGUUGGGAUGGUGUUCUUCCUUGCUGAGCGGCCUUUCAGGUUAUGUUGAUAUAGGACUCGUUUUACUGUGGAUAUAUAUACUUUUGUACCCGUUUCCUCCAGCAUCUUCACAAGGUCCUUUGCUGUUGUUCUGGGAUUGAUUUGCACUUUUCGCACGAAAGUACGUUAAUCUCUAGGAAACCGAACGCGUCUCCUUCCUGAGCGGUAUGACGGCUGCGUGGUCCCAUGGUGUUUAUACUUGCGUACAAUUGUUUGCACAGAUGAACUUGGUACCUUCAGGCAUUUGGAAAUUGCUCUGAAGAAUGAACCAGACUUGUGGAGGUCUACAAUUUAUUUCUGAGGUCUUGGCUGAUUUAUUUUGAUUUCCCCAUGAUGUCAAGCAAAGAGGCACUGAGUUUGAAGGUAGGCCUUGAAUUACAUCCACAGGUACACCUCCAAUUGAUUCAAAUGAUGUCAAUUAGCCUAUCAGAAGCUUCUAAAGCUAUGAGGUCAGUUUCCUGAAUUUUCCAAGCUGUUUAAAGGCACAGUCAACUUAGUGUAUGUAAACUUCUGACCCACUGGAAUUGUGAUACAGUGAAUUAUAAGUGAAAUAAUCUGUCUGUAAACAAUUGUUGGGAAAAUUACUUCUGUCAUGCACAAAGUAGAUGUCCUAACCGACUUGCCAGAACUAUAGUUUGUUAACAAGAAAUUUGUGGAGUGGUUGAAAAACAAGUUUUAAUGACUCCAACCUAAGUGUAUGUAAACUUCCGACUUCAACUGUACAUGGAAUUCUAUUCCACAUCAGGUAACUGAUGCAAGCAGUAGAAUCAGAUUUAAAAAACAGAUAAAAAUACACCUUAUGGAACAGCGGGGACUGUGAAGCAACACAAACAUAGGCACAGACACAUGCAUACACACACACAUGAUAACAUAAGCACUAUACACACACGUACACAUGGAUUUUGUGUUGUAGACAUGUGGUAGUGGCAUAGUGGCCUGAGUUCACACACUUAGUGGGUUGUGAAAUCUGUUAUGAAUUUAUUGUAAUGUAACUGCCUUAAUUUUGUCGGACCCUAGGAAGAGUAGCUGCUGCCUCGGCAGCAGCUAAUGGGGAUCCAUAAUAAAUACAAAUACAAACACUGUUGUGUUGUUUUAAUGAAGCCGUCUUAUUGUUCUAUUAGGAGCUAUUCUGGAACACAUCGUUGAAUGGUCCAAAACAAAAGGCCCCAUUCCAAUAUUGUGCAUCAGACGCUAAAACAUAAGGCUCCAUUCCAAUAUAGUCUAUUGGAUGCUACAAAACAAACAGCUCCAUUCCAAUAUUGUGCGUCGACCACAUGACUCGCCCUGAGUGCUGAGUGCUUCUUCCAACAGGCCAUAAGAGACACUAAACCUUAGUUGAUGGGCCCGGAGUUUGGAAGUGUGUACACUUUUUUGGAACCUCCACCGACUAUGCUCUCUGGCAUUUUGACGGCGUCAAUAAUUGAACGCCCCCAUCUGCAUCCAAACGAAUACACUGUUUUGUUAAUCCUCCCUCCAAAAAAGGAGAGCGAAAGGCAUUCAUUACAUAUUUUGUUUUCUCUCUCUCGCAUUCCCUUUCUCUAUUUCUCUCCCUCUUUACCAUUCUCUCAUACUCCUUCUCUUUUCCUCUUGCUCCCUCUCUCGCUCUCUCGCUCCUGCUCGGUCUGCUUCUCUCCCAUUUUCAUUUUGGAGCAACUCACAAGAUUUCGGUGCAGUUUUAGCCGGAUGCACUGUAGAAUCAGUGAUGCGCGCAUCCAAACCCCUUUCUGACAUGGUUCCUCCUUAAAAAUAGCUUUUUGUCAGGGCAUUGCGAGAGUCUCUCUCCUUUUAUUUUUUUUUACAAAGGAGACAUCCGUUGCAAUAGUAUUUAUACUUCAUCUCUCAAUUUAACUUAGGAGGGUCUGUGCAAAAAGCCUUUUUGUCUUUAUGACAUUGCUACUGGGGUUAAAUUGUUGUAAAAAACAUUUGUCAUGCCAUUUUCUGUUUGUUAUUAUUCGUAAAAAGCAAUACUACUCUGUGAGCAAUGCUACUCUAUCUUGGAAGAACCCAUGUUGAACCCAGAGCCGCGGGAAGUAGUUUGGGGGUGGGGGUGCUGCGAUUUUUCGCCAACGGACGGCUAUGUUGGUCCGCUAAUACAGGACUAGUAGCACCUUUUUUGUUGUUGUAUAUACAUUGGGGAGAACAAGUAUUUGAUAUACUGCCGAUUUUGCAGGUUUUCCUACUUACAAAGCAUGUAGAGGUCUGUAAUUUUUAUCAUAGGUACACUUCAACUGUGAGAGACGGAAUCUAAAACAAAAUCCAGAAAAUCACAUUAUGAUUUUUAAGUAAUUAAUUUGCAUUUUAUUGCAUGACAUAAGUAUUUGAUCACCUACCAACCAGUAAGAAUUCCAGCACUCACAGACCUGUUAGUUUUUCUUUAAGAAGCCCUCCUGUUCUCCACUCAUUACCUGUAUUAACUGCACCUGUUUGAACUCGUUACCUGUAUAAAAGACACCUGUCCACACACUGAAUCAAACAGACUCCAACCUCUCCACAAUGGCCAAGACCAGAGAGCUGUGUAAGGACAUCAGGGAUACAAUUGUAGACCUGCACAAGGCUGGGAUGGGCUACAGGACAAUAGGCAAGCAGCUUGGUGAGAAGGCAACAACUGUUGGCGCAAUUAUUAGAAAAUGGAAGAAGUUCAAGAUGACGGUCAAUCACCCUCGGUCUGGGGCUCCAUGCAAGAUCUCACCUAGUGGGGCAUCAAUGAUCAUGAGGAAGGUGAGGGAUCAGCCCAGAACUACACGGCAGGACCUGGUCAAUGACCUGAAGAGAGCUGGGACCACAGUCUCAAAGAAAACCAUUAGUAACACACUACGCCGUCAUGGAUUAAAAUCCUGCAGCGCACGCAAGGUCCCCCUGCUCAAGCCAGCGCAUGUCCAGGCCCGUCUGAAGUUUGCCAAUGACCAUCUGGAUGAUCCAGAGGAGGAAUGGGAGAAGGUCAUGUGGUCUGAUGAGACAAAAAUAUAGCUUUUUGUUCUAAACUCCACUCGCCGUGUUUGGAGGAAGAAGAAGGAUGAGUACAACCCCAAGAACACCAUCCCAACCGUGAAGCAUGGAGGUGGAAACAUCAUUCUUUGGGGAUGCUUUUCUGCAAAGGGGACAGGACGACUGCACCGUAUUGAGGGGAGGAUGGAUGGGGCCAUGUAUCGCGAGAUCUUGGCCAACAACCUCCUUCCCUCAGUAAGAGCAUUGAAGAUGGGUCAUGGCUGGGUCUUCCAGCAUGACAACGACCCGAAAUACACAGCCAGGGCAACUAAGGAGUGGCUCCGUAAGAAGCAUCUCAAGGUCCUGGAGUGGCCUAGCCAGUCUCCAGACCUGAACGCAAUAGAAAAUCUUUGGAGGGAGCUGAAAGUCCGUAUUGCCCAGCGACAGCCCCGAAACCUGAAGGAUCUGGAGAAGGUCUGUAUGGAGGAGUGGGCCAAAAUCCCUGCUGCAGUGUGUGCAAACCUGGUCAAGACCUACAGGAAACGUAUUAUCUCUGUAAUUGCAAACAAAGGUUUCUGUACCAAAUAUGAAGUUCUGCUUUUCUGAUGUAUCAAAUACUUAUGUCAUGCAAUAAAAUGCAAAUUAAUUACUUAAAAAUCAUAAUGUGAUUUUCUGGAUUUUGUUUUACAUUCCGUCUCUCACAGUUGAAGUGUACCUAUGAUAAAAAUUUGACCUCUACAUGCUUUGUAAGUAGGAAAACCUGCAAAAUCGGCAGUGUAUCAAAUACUUGUUCUCCCCAAUAUAUAUAUUUUUUAUUCAGAUUUUUCAGGUGGUGCUGCACCACCCUCAGCACCCCUACUUCCCGCGACUAUGGUUGAACCCCUCAUUUUUUGUGUAAACUUUGAAGAUUGGUUAAUCGGGGAAUAGGUAAGUGUGUUGCUGGUGUGAUUUAUACUAUAAAACGUUUAAUAUUCAUUGUUUUUUUGUAUUUAUUAUGGCUCACCAUUAGCUGCUGCCAUUAGCUGCUGCCAACUGUAAUUUGCCUGUGUCCCUCUUUGUGGCAAUUGACCAUAUGAUUGGACAGUAGUCCAGGUGCGACAAAACUAGGGCCUGUAGGACUUGUUUUGUUGAUAGCCUUGUCAAGACAGCAGAGUAGCCUUUAUUAUGGACAGACCUCUCCCCAUCUUAGCUACAGUUGAAGUCGGAAGUUUACAUACACUUAGGUUGGAGUCAUUACAACUAGUUUUUCAACCACUCCACAGAUUUAUUGUUAACAAACUAUAGUUUUGGUAAGUCGGUUAGGACAUCUACUUUGUGCAUGGCAAGUAAUUUUUCCAACAAUUGUUUACAGACAGAUUAUUUAACUUAUAAUUCACUGUACAACAAUUCCAGUGCGUCAGAAGUUUACAUACACUAAGUUGACUGUGCCUUUAAACAGCUUGGAAAAUUCCAGAGAAUGAUGUCAUGGCUUUAGAAGCUUCUGAUAGGCUAAUUGACAUCAUUUGAGUCAAUUGGAGGUGUACCUGUGGAUGUAUUUCAAGGCCUACCUGCAAACUCAGUGCCUCUUUGCUUGACAUCAUGGGAAAAUCAAAAUAAAUCAGCCAAGACCUCAGAAAAGAAAAUGUAGACCUCUACAAGUCUGGUUCAUCCUUGGGAGCAAUUUCCAAACGCCUGAAGGUACCACGUUGAUCUGUACAAACAAUAGUACGCAAGUAUAAACACCAUGGGACCACGCAGCCGUCAUACCGCUGUUUGGAGGAAAAAGGUGGGACUUGCAAGCCGAAGAACACCAUCCCAACCGAGAAGCAUGGGGGUGGCAGAAUCAUGCUGUGGGGGUGCUUUGGUCCAGGAGGGACUGGUGCACUUCACAAAAUAGAUGGCAUCAUGAGGAAGGAAAAUUAUGUGGAUAUAUUGAAGCAACAUCUCAAGACAUCAGUCAGGAAGUUAAAGCUUGGUCGCAAAUGGGUCUUCCAAAUGGACAAUGACCCCAAGCAUACUUCCAAAGUUGUGGCAAAAUGGCUUAAGGACAACAAAGUCAAGGUAUUGGAGUGGCUAUCACAAAGCCCUGACCUCAAUCCUAUAGAACAUUUGUGGGCAGAACUGAAAAAGCAUGUGCGAGCAAGGAGGCCUACAAACCUGACUCAGUUACACCAGCUCUGUCAGGAGGAAUGGGCCAAAAUUCACCCAACUUAUUGUGGGAAGCUUGUGGAAUCCUACCCGAAACGUUUGACCCAAGUUAAACAAUUUAAAGGCAAUGCUACCAGAUACUAAUUGAGUGUAUGUAAACUUCUGACCCACUGGGAAUGUGAUGAAAUAAAUAAAAGCUGAAAUAAAUAAUUCUCUCUACUAUUAUUCUGAUAUUUCACAUUCUUAAAAUAAAGUUGUGAUCCUAACUGACCUUAGACAGGGACUUUUUACUAGGAUUAAAUGUGAGGAAUUGUGAAAAACUGAGUUUAUAUGUAUUUUGCUAAGUUGUAUGUAAACUUCCGACUUCAACUGUACCGUUGCAUCAAUAUAUUUUGACCAUGACAGUUUAAAAUCCAGGCUUACACCAAGCAGUUUAGUCUCCUCAAUUUACUAAAUGUCCACAUUAUUCACUACAAGAUUUAAUUGAGGUUUAGGGUUGAUUGAAUUGUUUGUCCCAAAUAAGUGCUUUUAGUUUUUGAAAUAUUUAGUACUAGAUUAUUACUUGCCACACAUUCUAAAACUGACUGCAGCUCUUUUUUAAGUGUUGCAGUGAUUUUACUUGCUGUGGUAACUGACGUGUAUAAUGUUGAGUCAUUGGCAUACAUACAGGCUUUACUCAGUGCCAGUGGCAGGUCAUUAGUAAAGAUUGAAAAAAGUAAGGGGCCUAGACAACUGCCCUGGGGAAUGCCCGACUAUACCUGGAUUAUGUUGGAGAGGCUUCCAUUAAAGAACACCCUCUGUGUUCUGUUAGUCAGGUAACUGUCGAUCCACGAUAUAGCAGGGGAUGUGAAGCCAUAACACAUACGUUUUUCCAGCAGCAAAUUAUGAUCGAUAAUGUCAAAAACUGAAGUCUAACAAAACCACUCCAACCAGCUUCUUAUUAUCAAUUUCUUUAAACCAAUCGUCAGUCAUUUGUGUAAGUGCUGUACAUGUUGAGUGCCCCUGUAAGCAUGCUGUAGGUCAAUUGUUAUUUUGUUUCCUGUGAAAUAGCAUUGUAUCUGGUCAAACCUUCAAAAAGUUUACUAAAGGUUGGUAACAGAAUGAUUGGUCAGCUGUUUGAGCCAGUAAAGGGUGGUUUGCUAUUCUUGGGUAGCGGAAUGACUUUUGCUUCCCUCCACUUUUCUGUAGGCUUAGAUUGAAGAGAUGGCAAAUAGGAAUUGCAAUAUAGUCUGCUAUCAUCCUCAGUAAUUUUCCAUCCAAGUUGUCAGACCCAGGUGGCUUGUCAUUGUUGCUAGACAACAAUAGUUUUUUCACGUCUUCCACACUCACUUUACGGAAUAAUAAUUACAACGCUUGUUUUUCAUAAUUUGGUCAGUUAUGAAUGGAUGAGUAGUUUCAGAGUUUGUUGUUGUCAUGCCUAAAUCUGCUAAUCUUGCCAAUUAAAAAAAAAGUAUUAAAGUAGUUGGCAACAUCAGUGGGUUUUGUGAUGAAUGAACCAUCUUAUUCAAUGAAGGAUGGAGCUGAGUUCGCCUUUUUUUGCCAAGAUUUAAUUUAAGCUGCUCCAAAGCUUUUUAGUAUAAUUCUUUAUAUAAUUUAUCUUUGUUUCAUAGUACAAUUUCUUCUUAUUUUUGUUUAGUGACAUGAUUUCUCAAUUUACAGUAUGUUUGACGAUCAGCUGUGCAGCCAGACUUAUUUGCCAUUCCUUUUACCUCAUUACAUUUACAUUUACGUCAUUUAGCAGACGCUCUUAUCCAGAGCGACUUACAAUCCCUCUCAACCAUACAGUUUUUCAAUUCCUCAUCAAUCCAUGGGGAUUUAACAGUUCUUAGUGUCACGGUUUCGGCCGAGGCUGCUCCUUCUCCUUGUUCGGGCAGGCUUCGGCGGUCGUCGUCUCCGGAGUACUAGCUGCCACCGUUCUAUGUUUCUAUGUUUGAUUGGUUUUGUCUGUUGGUUACACCUGUUCCUUGUUAGUGUUCAUUAUGCGUCCUAUUUAGUUAUCUUGUGUUUGGUCAGGUGUUGUGUGUAAUUGUUCAUUGUCACGUUGUGUGCUAGUUCGUUUAUUCUGUUCUCUCUGUAUUUUAGUCUUUGAGAGAGAGUUCCGCACUUUGUGCGCCUUUAGCAUACUUUACCGUUGUGCGUAAAGUUCGCCUGUAGCCUGUUGCCGUGUGUGGCUUGUUUUUGGACUUUACUAAAGACGCUGUUCGAAACCUCUGUGUGUCCUGCGCCUGAUUCUACACUACCUCUACACUCAAUCCUGACACUUAGAGUCAUUUUCUUAAUGGGUGCAUACUUAUUAGUACUGUAACUCGAAUAAGAAAUGUUAUAAAUGUGUCAAGUGCAGCGUCUGGUUGCUCCUCAUUACACACAACAGACCAGCAAAUAUUCUUUACAUCUUUAACAUAGGAAUCACUACAAAACCUUGUCAUGACUUGCCUUCAUGGGUUGAGGAUCAAACAUGCCGGCUAGGCAAAGGUUUGAACACCCCCUUUCCUGGGGGUCAGUUUUAUGACCGGUCGUAAAUACUGUGCAGACUUUCUCUUCCUUGCCAUGAAGUAUUGUAAGAAAGGACCCCUUUGUUAACAAAGGAAGUCUUCCCGCCAAAACUCCAACAUCCAUAAUGAAACAACAUUCCUACUUAAAAGUAUGUGGGAAAUGGUUGGUGGGGACUUAAAGAACAAUCAUGUCAAAUGUGUUACUGUGUUGUGAUGUCAUUAAAGACGGUGGAACAACAUAACUGUAUCUCUGGGGGGGUUCACUUCCCUGUUAUGAGGUUUGCAUCUAAUUGUUGUAUAAAAUUAAUGAUUAAGUAUAAUAAUACUUUUGUGAAGAUAACAAUGUGAUUUUAGCAUUCUAGAUGAGAUUUUUGUUUUUAAUAUUGAUUUGUUCUCAGUCAGUGGCCAUGCCCAGAUGAGCACAAACAUGAUGGAACGCACCUUUUACCUGAGUGCAUAAAAAGCCUUGAAAAACAUUUAAACAUUAGACCAGCAGAUGUGAAGCGUGAGCUAAACGCUGCAAAUGGUUGAAUUUCUACCAGACCAGCAAGCCCCACAGCUUAAAAUGGUUGAAACUCUUUAGACCAGCAGACGUGAAGCGUGAGCUAAACGUUGCAAAUGGUUGAAUUUCUACCAGACCAGAAAACGUGAGAAACGUGAGAAAAUUGAGAAACUUUAAAACUCUCAACCUCUACACAAGGUGAAGAAGAAGACAAUGCACUAGACCUUAUCAUUUCAGUCUGCAGCUGGUAUGUAUAGUCGUCUAGAGAACUUUCACUAAAGAUAUGAGUUGGAAAGGACAAUUCCUCUCCGACAACCGCUGGUACAUCUGAAGUAUCCAUUCUAACCACCACUACGACCAGAAAUUCUACCAAGUACAUUGGGAUCUCUGGUGGGCAAACCAGAGUCCUACAUCAUCAACUGAACUAUUGAGGACAGCUACACGUAAAUACAUGUUGCAUUUCUAAUCCCAUUAGCGUUUAGUGGGGGUUUAAUCAUUUGUAUUUCCGUGUAGUGUAGUUUCCAAAGUAACCACGAUAGUUUGAAUCUCUGUCUCUCCCUUCCAUUCUGACUGCUCCACUACCCAAGCAUUCAUGCUAAAGUUAGUCCAGUCCACUAGGGACCUGUUUUCAUUGUAUUACGUUAGUAAUCUAUAACCUAUGUGUGUUUGUGUUGUGUUAUUAUUUAGUUAGUAAAUAAAUAGUUAAGCCAAUUUGUGUAUUGCUGAUUCAUCAAUAAGGUUAGGGUUCUUGCAAGUUCAAGGAUUAUGCGACGUUCAGAAUGAGACUGAUAAGAGGUAAUUAUUUAGUAAGUGACUGUUAUCGAUAUGUAACAUAUACAGUGAUUGAAAAAAGUAUUUGAUCCCCUGCUGAUUUUGUGUGUUUGCCCACUGACAAAGAAAUGAUCAGUCUAUAAUUUUAAUGGUAGGUUUAUUUGAACAGUGAGAGACAGAAUAACAACAAAAUAAUUCAGAAAAAUGCAUGUCAAAAAUGUUAUAAAUUGAUUUGCAUUUUAAUGACGGAAAUAAGUAUUUGACCUCCUCUCAAUCAGAAAGAUUUCUGGCUCCCAGGUGUCUUUUAUACAGGUAACGAGCUGAGAUUAGGAGCACACUCUUAAAGGGAGUGCUCCAAAUCUCAGCUUGUUACCUGUAUAAAAGACACCUGUCCACAGAAGCAAUCAAUCAAUCAGUUUCCAAACUCUCUACCAUGGCCAAGACCAAAGAGCUCUCCAAGGAUGUCAGGAACAAGAUUGUAGACCUACACAAGGCUGGAAUGGGCUACAAGACCAUCGCCAAGCAGCUUGGUGAGAAGGUGACAACAGUUGGUGCGAUUAUUCGCAAAUGGAAGAAACACAAAAUAAUUGUCAAUCUCCCUCGGCCUGGGGCUCCAUGCAAGAUCUCACCUUGUGGAGUUGCAAUGAUCAUGAGAACGGUGAGGAAUCAACCCAGAACUACAUGGGAGGAUCUUGUCAUUGAUCUCAAGGCAGCUGGGACCAUAGUCACCAAGAAAACAAUUGGUAACACACUACGCCGUGAAGGACUGAAAUCCUGCAGCGCCUGCAAGGUCCCCCUGCUCAAGAAAUCACAUAUACAGGGCCAUCUGAAGUUUGCAAAUGAACAUCUGAAUGAUUCAGAGGAGAAUUGGGUGAAAGUGUUGUGGUCAGAUGAGACCAAAAUCGAGCUCUUUGGCAUCAACUCAACUCGCCGUGUUUGGAGGAGGAGGAAUGCUGCCUAUGACCCCAAGAACACCAUCCCCACCGUCAAACAUGGAAGUGGAAACAUUAUGCUUUGGGGGUGUUUUUCUGCUAAGGGGACAGGACAACUUCACACCAUCAAAGGGACGAUGGACGGGACCAUGUACCGUCAAAUCUUGGGUGAGAACCUCCUUCCCUCAGCCAGGGCAUUGAAAAUGGGUCGUGGAUGGGUAUUCCAGCAUGACAAUGACCCAAAACACACGGCCAAGGCAACAAAGGAGUGGCUCAAGAAGAAGCACAUUAAAGUCCUGGAGUGGCCUAGCCAGUCUCCAGACCUUAAUCCCAUAGAAAAUCUGUGGAGGGAGCUGAAGGUUUGAGUUGCCAAACGUCAGCCUCGAAACCUUAAUGACUUGGAGAAGAUCUGCAAAGAGGAGUGGAACAAAAUCCCUCCUGAGAUGUGUGCAAACCUGGUGGCCAACUACAAGAAACGUCUGACCUCUGUUAUUGCCAACAAGAGUUUUGCCACCAAGUACUAAGUCAUGUUUUGCAGAGGGGUCAAAUACUUAUUUCCCUCAUUAAAAUGCAAAUCAAUUGAUAACAUUUUUGUUAUUCUGUCUCUCACUGUUCAAAUAAACCUACGAUUAAAAUUAUAGACUGAUCAUGUCUUUGUCAGUGGGCAAACGUACAAAAUCAGCAGGGGAUCAAAUACUUUUUUCCCUCACUGUAUAUCUUCUAAGAGUUUAAUUCGGGAGAUGGUAACUCGUUAAACAACUUCUUCCGUGGUACCCCAAAUUCCUAAUGAGUUAAUUGUUACAUGAUUAAUUUAAUUGAGUGACAAUUAAACAUAGUUAGGUGAUUCGAUAUAAAACAGUCAUACAUUAAAGUAAUUCACGUCACGACAACCUCUUAUAUGAUCUCUUAUACACCAUAUUAGGCCCAGCCUUUGGAACUUUGGUUUUCCAAACAUGGCUACUAAAUUAUGAUCACUAUAUCCAAUGGAUGUGGAUACUGGUUUAGAGCAGCAUUAGUAAAGAUGUGAUCAAUACAUGUGGAUGAUUUCUUUCCUUUGCCGUUUGUAAAUACCCUGGUAGGUUGACUGAUAACCUGAACCAGGUUACAGUUUGAAGCUUUUUCUUGAGUGGGCAGCUUGAUGAAAGCUAUUCAAUAUUUAGGUCACCCAGAAAAUAUACCUCUCUGUUGAUAUCACAUACAUUAUCAAGCAUUUCACACAUAUUAUCCAUAUACUGAAUGUUAGCACGUGAUGGUCUAUAGCAACUUCCCACAAUUAUAGGCUUUAGGUGAGGCAGGUGAACCUGUAGCCAUAUUACUUCAACAGUAUUUGACAUGAGAUCCUCUCUAAGCUUUACAGGAAAUAACUCUGAAUAUAAAUGGCAACACCUCCACCAUUGGCAUUCAUGUCUCUUCUGAAGAUGUUGAAACAGUGUAUUGCUACCACUGUAUCAUCAAAGGUGUUAUCUAGGUCAGUUUCAGAGAUAGUCGGUAUAUGAAUGUCAUCUAUUACUAGCAAGUUAUCGAUUUCAUGACCUUGUUUCUCAGGCUACAUAUGUUAAUGUGGGCUAUUUCUAGCGCUUUUCUAGGAUUCUUGGUUGUUUUUUGCUUUACUGGAAGGCUUGUCAGAGGUAGACAUGACAGUGAUAUUUAUUUAUGAGCUGAUAGUGCAGGGUGAACUGCAUAUAGUGCGGCUCCCUACUAGGGCAAACCGCCUCAGUCCUAACAGUAUAACUCAGGUUCAUGUACGCAUGAUUACUGCUGUUGGAUUGACAGAGGCAUUCAGGGGAGAUAGAGGAACAUAAAUUAGGUUACUUACAUUACAGUGGAGGCUGCUGAGGGGAGGAAGGCUCAUAAUAAUGUCUGGAAUGGAGUAUAAUGGCUGGAAUGGAGAGAAUCGAAUGGUAUCAAACACACUCAUGUGUUUCCAUUCACAUUCACAUUCAUGCCAUUCCAUUCACUCCAUUCUGGACAUUAUUAUGAGUCGUCCUCCCCUCAGCAGCCUCCACUGUUACACUUCCAACACCCCUGGGACAUUGUACAUUAGCAGCAGCACUACGACAACUCAGCUACACAAUGGUAGGGAUUAUCAGAGUAGGUCUUGGGUCACUAAUAACUCAUUGUCUCUCGCGGCCAGGCAACAAAAUGAUUUCGAUGGACUCCAUCAUUCCUGUAGAGCAUCUUCUGUUUUCAAAAGGUGUCAAAGUAUCUAUAAAAGUUAUCCCAACAGAGCUACAGUAGUCCUUUAGCCAGAUGUGUAAUGCCAGUAGCCUGCUGAAUCUUUCGCAGCCGCGUCCCAGCGAUGGCACAGGGCCUGAAAUAAUCAGCUGUGUUUUGGAGUCUUUCAGAGCUAGAAACAGUUCUUUAAAAUCCAGUUUCAACAGUUCGGGGCUAGCCCUCCUAAUGCCGUUCGACCCCACAUGGAAUACGACAGCGUCAGGACCCAGCAGCUGUCAUAGAACGGUAGGAAGUAGCCUUGUCAUUUCCUGUACUCGUGCUCCAGGAUAGCACAGGGUUUUUGCCCCGGGAACCAAUAUAUUUCUCACCAUAGAGCUGCCGAUGGUGACAGCUGGUGAAAUGGCCAAGGAGGUUCGUCGUUUUUCCGCCUGAAGGGGUUUAGGAGACCCCUCGAGGACCGAUGGGAGGUGAGGCUCGAUGGACCCGAGCCAGUCGUAGAAUCCAUUGUGGCUGACGAAGGGGCCGGCGUCUGAGACACCCUCACGGUCCGAUGAGGUGAGAGCUCUGAAGAUCUGAACCCGAGGUAGGAUCCCCCUGGGUUGGAAACAGGGUAGAGGACAAUGGCACGGCAACCUCCGAGGCCAGGGGGACGAAGCUGUUUGAUGUCUGGAUUGGGCUUCCCAAAGCCAAAGAAGCUCUGUUCACCAUUGACCACUGCCUUCCAUUAGGCUUACGAAGGGUGAUGUGAUUCCAUUGCUGGAUAGCGAGAUCAGAGACUGUGGCAUCCGCUAGGCUCUCUAGAAGCGUCGGUCCUGUUCAAUUUUCACAAGUGGGGGAGACUUCUUCGGUGAGAGGUCUCUGUGAAGCACUGGCAAGUCAGUCAAAGAGUGGUGACAGGGCUGUGAUUCUCUCACCAUAUCAGAAGUGUAGAGAAGGAGAAGGUAGGCGGAAGUGAUUUCCCCAGCAAAUUGUGCAACGUUGAAAUUUGCUUGCUUAGGGUAGACAGCUCUAUUCUAUAGUCCUCCGCAAGUAGGCAGUUGUUGCAUUGAAAAUCCGGUCGGCCCACAGUGUCCCGGAAAAGAGCAUAGUAAACACAACUCCUACAACGCAGGAAGCAUUCGCAUCUUCCUCUGAAUGGAGAGGCCUCCAUCCAAUCAGCUAUCUUCGUUAGCUUGAUGGCUAGCAGCUUAGCUAGCUAGCUAAGGUUAGCGACUCUGUCAAGCAGACUUUAAACUGUCAAAUUAAACUGAGAUUUAGUAAUGAUAGAGUAACUAUCUUUGAUUUCCAAUUACAUUGUUGUGGAUUGCGAAACAGGCCGUUCAUAAAUGUCAAGCAUUAUCAUGUUCCUCAAUUAAUUCAGCGCAUUUCAGCAGUAGGCUAUCUCUACACAGAGUGCGCUCAAGACGCACAGAGCGCACCCCGAGUAUAGCAUUGUCGAAUCAUACAAACGUUGUAACGGCAGUCAAAUGACAAAAGUCAAAUGACUAAAGUUGCUAAACUUGCUAGAUAACCUCCUUCAACGAAUGACAGAAUACCUCCUAUAUUUGGCAAAAUCGAGUUGAUGAGUAUACAGAUAGCAGAUCAGCUCAUGAGUAAUGGGGAGAUUAUGCAAAUACACUGAACAAAAAAUUAAUGAAACAUGAAGUGUUGGUCCCAUGUUUCAUGAGCUGAAAUAAAAAAUCCCAUUCAUUUUCUAUACGCACAAAAAGCUAAUUUCUCUCGAAUUUUGUGCACAAAUUUGUUUACAUCCCUGUUAGUGAGCAUUUCUCAUUUGCCAAGAUAAUCCAUCCACCUGACAGGUAUGGCAUCAAGAAGCUGAUUAAACAGCAUGAUCAUUACACAGGUGCACCUUGUGCUGGGGACAAUAAAAGGUCACUUUAAAAUGUGCAGUUCUGUCACACAACACAAUGCCACAGAUGUCUCAAGUUUUGAGUGAGCAUGCAAUUGGCAUGCUGACUGCAGGAAUGUCCACCAGAGCUGUUGCCAGAGAAUGUAAUGUUUAUUUAGAGAAUUUGGCAGUACGUCCAACCGGCCUCACAACCGCAGACCACGUGUAACCACACCAGCCCAAGACCACCACAUCCGGCUUCUUCACCUGCGGGAUCGUCUGAGGGGAGGUGGGGGGGAAUGCUGAGGAGUAUAUCUGUCUGUAAUAAAGCCCUUUUGUGGGGGAAAACUCCUUCUGAUUGGCUGGGCCUGGCUCCCCAGUGGGUGGGCCUGGCUGCCAAGUGGGUGGACUUAUGCCCUCCAAGGCCCAGUCAUGUGAAAUCCAUAGAUAAAGGCCUAAUGAAUUUAUUUCAAUUGACUGAUUUCCUUAUAUGAACUGUAACUCAGUAAAAUCUUUGAAAUUGUUGCAUGUUGCAUUUUAUAUUUUUGUUCAGUAUAGUUUAAAUAUCAUGAUGGGGACCAACUCUGUUUUAAAAAUAUCCAUAUCUACUCUCAUACCAUUUGUUAAUUAUCUACUGAAGCUCUCAUACAGUGGGGGAAAAAAGUAUUUAGUCAGCCACCAAUUGUGCAAGUUCUCCCACUUAAAAAGAUGAGAGAGGCCUGUAAUUUUCAUCAUAGGUACACGUCAACAACAAAUCCAGAAAAUCACAUUGUAUGAUUUUUAAUGAAUUUAUUUGCAAAUUAUGGUGGAAAAUAAGUAUUUGGUCAAUAACAAAAGUUUCUCAAUACUUUGUUAUAUACCCUUUGUUGGCAAUGACACAGGUCAAAUGUUUUCUGUAAGUCUUCACAAGGUUUUCACACACUGUUGCUGGUAUUUUGGCCCAUUCCUCCAUGCAGAUCUCCUCUAGAGCAGUGAUGUUUUGGGGCUGUCGCUGGGCAACACGGACUUUCAACUCCCUCCAAAGAUUUUCUAUGGGGUUGAGAUCUGGAGACUGGCUAGGCCACUCCAGGACCUUGAAAUGCUUCUUACGAAGCCACUCCUUCGUUGCCCGGGCGGUGUGUUUGGGAUCAUUGUCAUGCUGAAAGACCCAGCCACGUUUCAUCUUCAAUGCCCUUGCUGAUGGAAGGAGGUUUUCACUCAAAAUCUCACGAUACAUGGCCCCAUUCAUUCUUUCCUUUACACGGAUCAGUCGUCCUGGUCCCUUUGCAGAAAAACAGCCCCAAAGCAUGAUGUUUCCACCCCCAUGCUUCACAGUAGGCAUGGUGUUCUUUGGAUGCAACUCAGCAUUCUUUGUCCUCCAAACACGACGAGUUGAGUUUUUACCAAAAAGUUCUAUUUUGGUUUCAUCUGACCAUAUGACAUUCUCCCAAUCCUCUUCUAGAUCAUCCAAAUGCACUCUAGCAAACUUCAGACGGGCCUGGACAUGUACUGGCUUAAGCAGGGGGACACGUCUGGCACUGCAGGAUUUGAGUCCCUGGCGGCAUAGUGUGUUACUGAUGGUAGGCUUUGUUACUUUGGUCCCAGCUCUCUGCAGGUCAUUCACUAGGUCCCCCCGUCUGGUUCUGGGAUUUUUGCUCACCGUUCUUGUGAUCAUUUUGACCCCACGGGGUGAGAUCCUGCGUGGAGCCCCAGAUCGAGGGAGAUUAUCAGUGGUCUUGUAUGUCUUCCAUUUCCUAAUAAUUGCUCCCACAGUUGAUUUCUUCAAACCAAGCUGCUUACCUAUUGCAGAUUCAGUCUUCCCAGCCUGGUGCAGGUCUACAAUUUUGUUUCUGGUGUCCUUUGACAGCUCUUUGGUCUUGGCCAUAGUGGAGUUUGGAGUGUGACUGUUUGAGGUUGUGGACAGGUGUCUUUUAUACUGAUAACAAGUUCAAACAGGUGCCAUUAAUACAGGUAACGAGUGGAGGACAGAGGAGCCUCUUAAAGAAGAAGUUACAGGUCUGUGAGAUCCAGAAAUCUUGCUUGUUUGUAGGUGAAUUCAUAAAAAAUCCUACAAUGUGAUUUUCUGGAUUUAUUUCUUCUCAAUUUGUCUGUCAUAGUUGACGUGUACCUAUGAUGAAAAUUACAGGCCUCUCUCAUCUUUUUAAGUGGGAGAACUUGCACAAUUGGUGGCUGACUAAAUAUUUUUUUCCCCCACUGUAUAGGCAGCAAGAGAAGCGGGGGGUAUCUUGACAUGCAUAGGCUUUGAUAAUGCAACCUAUAUACAGUAUUACAGAAUAAAGUUAGGAGUUUUCAUGCGAGACAGGAGUCAGGAUUUUGGGUUUCAGUGGGAUUGGGAUUGGAUAGAAAAAUAGCCUAGGCUCUAGGACAGGAGAAGAUAACAAUUCAGAGAGGCAUGAGAGAAAAUGCUAACAGACUUCAUGUCUGUGACAGACACAUAUGUAGUGAAUUAUGCAUAGACCUAUCAAAUUUGUGAAUUUCUGAAGAGUCACAAUGACAGCUCAAAGAGGCACAUGUUCUUUUAUAGGCUAUACUUUAGGGAUUUCCUGUAGGGUUUAUUAACUGCAUUCGGGUCAUGUGUGCAGGCCGGCAGUGUCAAUUAUGCGUGUGCUUUGAAUUUAUGCAGACUUUGUGUGAAGUAAAUACACUGGGCUAAAGGCUUCCAUGCGACACCCUGUUUGUAUAAUGUGCUAUUUUAUUUUUUGCUAAUCUGAUGCUGCUUGUGUUGUGUAUUUUGUGGAAUUGCAUUAGUGGCGACAUUGGGGAGAAAUUUUGUAAUUUCCCAGGUUUUGUCAUUACAAUGUGAAGUGUUCCCGGGACAGACCCGGGAUCCCGGUUACCCAUGUUAAUCCCGACUACCAGAUCACAAUCAGUGUUUCACGGCUCUAUUAUCCAAUCAAACCCACACACAAUGUUUUAAAUUGUACCAGCAAUGCAAUUUGGUGUUUUUAACAACUAUUGUUAAACAUGAUUGACUAUGUUAAAAUAUAAUUGUGAUUAUUUUCUUCUCACACUAUUAACGUUUUUUAAUCUUUGAAACCUAGUAGUCUUGUUCAUCAGGGCAUAAGGUUUUAAAGAGCGUUGCAACGUGAAACGAAAACCAGUGUUUCUUAUUAGACACGUUCAGAUAGUACGUCCUCAUUUUAUUAGUUCUGGAAUGUUUUCUUCCGUUUCGUGACUUUUUAACACAACACAGGCAUCUUGGCUGACCAGUUGAUACCUCAAGAUCCUUUGUGCAUUGACCAUCGGUGGUGCUACUGUUGACAAUCUUCAUGUGGCUGUUUGUAUGGAGAAUUGACAACUGGUUGCAGUGGAAAAUGUUAUCUGUUCCAUUGACUGUGAUUGGGACUGUUUAUGGCUCUGUAGACCCUGUUCAUUCUACCUGCAGUGCUCUCACUGGGAAAAUGAAUAGGCAUGCAAAACUGGGGUGACACAUUAUGUCGCUAUGCACUCCAUCUAGAGCGACCAGCAUGUCUGGGAGGGGGCACCCCGUCCGCUUUUUAGGGAUACAGCUAAUUCAACCUAGCUUUCUUUUCCGCUGAAAACCGGAUGUGGGAACUCCACUCAGGCGUCUUUUUACGCCUGCUGCGUUAGGAGGGGGUUGGGUGUGUGUGUGUGUGUGUGUCUGUGUGUCAUUUUAAUGGGACCAGUCCACACUGGAGUGGAGAGUGAUUGCAUAUCAAUGGAAGUGUCCCUCUGCCCUUGGGCUCUGCUGCAAUGCUCUUGACAUUAAUGCGCGGGAGAGGCUUUUUAUUCAAUGACUUUCUCAAACUACACCCGCACACACACAUAACACACAAACCACGUGCCCACAUAUGCACACACAGACCCACACAUCUUUAAGUCUCUUUCCCAAGUUCCCUCUCUCACUCUUCCCCUGUUCACUGCAGGGACUUUGUUAACCACACCCUGCCACUCUCUUUCCCUCUCUCCUCUCUCUCUCUAACACACACACAUGCACACAGACACCCACACUCUUACACACUAGCUCCUUGCUCAUUCUCACUCUCUCAACUCUGUCUCUCUCCCUCUCCCCCCAUUUCUUCACUGCGGCAGAUCAGUGUGCCUCCCGUUUCCAAGGCAACUCCUCAUUCAGUCCCCUCACACACACACACAUGCAGGCACUCCCCCUUUCUCUUUGGAGCAGUGAGACAAUAAGAAAAAGCUGGCAGCGAGAGAGCGAGAGAGGGAGAGAGAGAGAGAGAAUUAAACAUGUAGCAGGGGUCUCUCUCCAGACGGGACCCCAGUGGGGGUGGGGGGGGGGGGGGGGGUCGUGUGUGUGUGAGGUGGUUAUUUAUUUGUCUCUCGAGCGUGACCAGCCAUAUGCGGAACGUGGACGAAGCGUGCCACAGGCUUGGGGUUAAGGGACGGAUCAAACGUGGAGGGAGGGAUGGAUGGCUAAAGUAAGGGAGGGGGAGAUGGGGUCUCCAUUAGUGCUGGCUUAGUUAUUCAUUAGAGCGCCGGUGUGUAAUCCCCUCCUACGCAUCUAUUCCACAGGGAGCUGAAGGGGGGUACGAGGGUGUGUGUGGUGGAAGGGGUGUGCUACUGAGGGGCCUCCCCGGAUACUGGCCACAGCAUAUGGGACCCAGUGUUAAUGACGGCACACGUCCCCCCCCCCCCCCCCCGCCUUAGUUUAGUCACGCCCCGGAGGGCAUGGAAGGUCUUCUGUUGUGGAGGGGGAGGUAACGGCAAUGUGAUUAAAACCGUGUUCGGGUGACAAUUAACGGCCCUUCAAGUCCCCGUGCCAGAGGGCCCGAGGGCUCAAGGGAUGGCAGAGGGGCGUGGGGCGUGUGGAUAAGCUGGUGGGAUCGAGGUUGGUUCAGGUGGCACCUUCAGUCUUAAUCCCCCCCUCCCAUUUCCACCCCCCCCACACACACUUUUUAUGAAUAAAUCAUGUGCAAAUUCUGAUCCACCCCCUCUCGAUGUCUCCACCCUCAUUACACCUCCUUCUGUCAGGUUUUUAUUUCCCUUUUUUCGUUGACGGUUUAAUCAAUCCCCCCCCCCCCCGACUGUCUACCCACACUUUAUUUUCUUUGAUUAUUAAAGCCAGUUCCCCCUCGUAGGAGAAGGACGCAGGGAAAAAGGUAGGGGGAAAUAAAGCGCCACUGAUGAGUGAUUAGGAUGGGAAAAGUUGUAGAUAGAGGUAGAGCAAAGGAACGAUUGAUAAAAACAAUACAUAUUUACAGGCAGUGAUUGGUAUCUCUUCUGAGAGACAAAGAUGGAGACGGCAGUAUACAAAGAGAAUAUCUAUAGACUGUAAUGGAGAGAGAGACACAGAGAGGGAAUAAGGGAGUGGAGGCAGAGAGAGAGAAAUGAGAGACUGGAGACAAGAAGCAACCAGUCAACGCAGUGACCCCUUAUGUUUUCUUAAGGUGGCAACUCCUCCCACUCUCUGGCCCCUAACCCCGAAGCAAUUGGCACGCGGCCCCUCCCCCUCCUCUAGCCCCAGUCCCAGUGGUCCCACUGGAGGCAAUCACUGGUGGGACAGGAUGGAGACAGCUGGUCCACACACACACGCGCACACACCAGCUACAACCCACUGUCUCCUGGGUUUGCAGGGGCCAGAACAAACAUUUGUUUGUGCAGUGUUCCAUUUCAGCCAGCUUGCCUACGCAGGGACCAAAUAG